CAGGACAAACACCAGUCUACGUAAGUUUUGGUAUAGAUUUACGUCAUUUAACAUCGUAUUCUAAGUGACAAUAAUGAUGGACACUCUGGAACUGCGACCAGGACAGGCGGUGUUGCUGCUGUGGGGAGGGGCAGAGUCUAGCAACAUAGAGGAGGUGGUCAGCUCCCUGUCUCAGCAGGUUAGCCCUGCAGGGAAAGUGCAGGUGGAGCAUUUGGAGAGACUCAAACAAUCAAGUCAUCCUGAAUCGAGUUUCGAUGCUGUGUUGUCUGGUUUUGUGCCGGCUUCCGUUAGUCAUGAUAAUGACCUGCUAGAGGAAAUCUGCCGACUUCUGCAUCCAGGUGGGAUGGUUUACCUUCGUCAGCCUAUCGCCGAAACGUCGGUGGGUGACGGCCAUCUGAAGACAAAAGAAGAGCUUGUGUCGAUACUGAAGCUGUCCGGGUUCAUAGACGUUUCUCAGCCGUCCCUGGUUCCACUGAGUGACGAUGAGAAGAGUAAGCUACAAACAUCGACGGAGAACGGUUUUCAGCUGGUACAAGUCCUAGCUCACAAACCAAGCUAUGAAAUUGGCUCCACAGCUCAGCUUAAGCUAUCAGUGGCAACCAACGUGAACGAUAAUGACAAAGUGAGUCAGGCGUGGACAAUCUCAGCAAACGAGAUGCUGGACGACGAUAUUGAGCUGAUGAACUCGGACGAUCUGUUGGACGAGACCGAUCUGAAGAAACCAGACCCAGAGUCACUAAAAGCUGACUGUGGUGGAAAUGCCAAGAAGAAGAAAGCGUGUAAGAAUUGCUCAUGUGGACUUGCGGAGGAGCUGGAAUCUAACGCUGCGCCCAAAAAGAAAACUGUUGAGUCGUCGUGUGGUAGUUGUUACCUUGGCGAUGCCUUCCGAUGUGCAAGCUGUCCGUAUUUGGGCAUGCCAGCUUUUAAACCUGGUGAGAAGGUUUUGCUUCCUCAGAGUCAACUGAAGGCGGAUGCAUAACUGAAUCAGUGAAGAGACAUUACCUGAACAUGGGUUCAGGGCUCGAGUUGGAGCAGAAGGAAUGUUAAAACAUCAUUCAGUCUGGACUGGAGUAAUGUAGUGCAAAGUGACCACUGUGAAAUUAUAUACAUGUAUUUUUCUGGA
Molecule: messenger RNA, 1123 nt
Organism: Gigantopelta aegis
Lineage: Eukaryota; Metazoa; Mollusca; Gastropoda; Neomphalida; Peltospiridae
Product: anamorsin homolog
Exons: 7
Coding region: 74-979 (301 amino acids)
Biological process (GO): iron-sulfur cluster assembly
Cellular component (GO): cytoplasm
Molecular function (GO): iron-sulfur cluster binding
Source: RefSeq, a predicted model, not a curated record